AAUGAGUUGUUUGGGAGGAAGGGUUCAAGCCAGAUGCAACUUGCGAGAAGUAUGACAUAGGCAAAAUAGCAAAAUACAGAGUGGGGGAAGCCGAGAAGGAUAGUACACUGUCUCGGCGAUAUUAUGCUAUUUCAUGAGUGGGAAACCCUAAAUUUUCGGCCACACAAAAGUCGAAAAUUUCAUUUAACCCAGUUCUAUCUUUGCAACUCCUCGUCGUCUAACCUGUUCUCGUACACCUCCGGCCAGUGCCGUUAGCGUAGAUUUUUCGGCGUCGGAAAUCGCUUCUUUUUCGGCAGCUUCACCGAAAUUUCGUAACUUACAGUCACUGUGGAAAAUCGGGAAAGCGGGCCGAUUCUGGCCGUUGUGGAGGAUCUCCUUCGCUGAUAUCUUCACAAAAGAGCAAACUCCGAACCAUCAUCGUGAUAAACUCAUCCCCAUGGCGGAUUACAAUCUAUCUACUCCUAUGAAACCCUCAACGGAAAAUCCCAAUUUCUGAAAAUUGGAAGACUGGAUAGGGUUUAUCGGCAAUGUUCGAAGGACUCGUUCGUCAGUUGCUUUUGGGCUAUCUAGGUAGAUACAUCAAAGACAUCCAAAAGGAGCAGCUCAAGAUCACACUCUGGAACGAAGAAGUAUUAUUGGAGAAUGUAGAGCUGAUUCUUGAAGCCUUUGAUUACCUCCAGUUGCCAUUUGCUCUAAAACAAGGUCGGGUUGGGAGGUUAAGCAUCAAAAUUCCAUGGAAAAAGCUUGGUUGGGAUCCCAUCAUCAUUAUCUUGGAGGAUGUAUUCAUUUGUGCCUGCCAGAGGGAUGACCAAGAGUGGAGUUUGGAUGCAAUUGAAAGAAGAGAACUUGCUGGCAAAAAGGCCAAACUUGCUGCAGCAGAGCUGGCAAAAUUAUCAAAGCGUGUAUGUGAUAAUCAGGCUGGCAAAUCAUUUAUAUCAUAUAUUACUGCUAAGAUUCUUGAUGGUCUUCAAGUGUCCAUUAGGAAUGUACAUGUUCUAUAUCGUGAUGUGCAGAAUGACUCAGCCCACAUUGCAUUUGGUUUAAGGUUUUCUGCCCUAACGAUAAUGAAACAGAAUCUUGUGGGGUCAUUUAAUGGGAAAGUUAGAGGAGGUCAAGUGAACAAAACUGUGGAGAUUCUAGGUCUAGAAAUUUAUUGCAGCACGUCCCAAGGAACUCUCAGUUUGAUUGCUAUUGAUGAUGCUGCUGACUCCAAACUUGGUGGAGAUGCAAGACUUGAAGGGAAUAAAAAUGACUACAUAUUGGCCCCAUUUGAUGUGUCUAUGACUCUUUUGGUGAACAGAUCAGGAAAGCUAGAGAAUGAUGCACCACAAUAUUCCAUUAAUGCCGAGUUGACUAGCUUGGUCAUGUCUUUGGAUGAGGUUCAGUUGCAACAAAUCCUGAGACUAUGUGAUUAUUUAUGCACAAGUCGAUUGAGAGAGAAGUAUGGACGCUAUCGACCUUCCUCUAAUCUGCUAUCCAGAAAGGUUGAGGGUUGGCAAAAGAUGUGGUGGCACUAUGCACAAGCAUCUGUUCUGUCAGAUGUUCGUAAGAAAUUAAAAAGAACGUCAUGGACAUACUUUGGACAACGAUUGAGUUGUCGUCGAAAGUAUGUGAACUUAUAUAAGACUAAGUUGGAUUUUCUUCGUCAAGAAAAGCCAAUUGAUGAACAUAUUCUUCGGGAAUUGGAGAAAAUAGAGAAAGAAUCUGGAAUAGAUGAGAUCUUAAAUUAUAGGUCUACUGCUGAAAGUGAGCUGCAGGAUUUCCUGUUGACUUCUUCAACUUCAACUAUGGGAACUUCCAGUGCAAAUGCUACUGUAGAAAAGUUGCAAAACGAUGAGCGUUCAUCAAGCAGGUCUCGUGGAUGGCUGAACUGGCUGUCCCUUGGCAUGCUUGGGGCUGGUGGAACAGAUGAUUCUGGUGAAUUUUCUGGUGUUGUUUCUGAUGAAGUUAUCAAGGAUAUUUAUGAGGCAACAAAGUUCCAUCCUGUACUUUUAUCCAAUGUGGAUGCUGCUGCUGCUGAUGAAAUCUAUCUAUCCGCAGUCAAGUUCAGCAUUCAUCAAAUUUCUGCAACACUAAGAAGAACGGAGUUAGAUCGAGAAAUUGCUGAUUUGGUUUUUAAUGGUGUGACUAUUGAGUCUAAACUUUGUGAGGAAUCAGCCACCAUUAUCGCCUCAGUGAACUCGGUGGAGAUGGUCUAUCCAUGUAGCAAGAAGUUCAUUCUACUUGUGGGAAGGCCCCUUUUGAAGGAAAAUGUGGUGGCCCAUGAGCAACCUUCUGUAAGCGCCCAAGUCAAUGUAUCGCCAAGCAGCCAAGAAGCUGAAUUGUCAAUAAAGGUCAUGCUUGAACCACUUGAAGUUACUUGUGAUCCAGAUAUUUUUCUGAAUUUCAUGGAGUUCUACAACAUGUUCAAAUCGUUCGAUUUUCAUCAUAAAAGGGUUCUCUUGUCACUCAAUGGGAUUGAAAAUGUCAAAUCUCGACUAUUAUCAAAAGCUGAAUACAUUCUAUCAAGUCAUAAGAAAGUGUUAUGGGAUGUUAGUUUCAACAAUAUCAUCAUAAGUCUUCCUUGGACAAAUGCAGAUUUGGAGCCAUGUAGUAUGGUAUUGGAAUCAGGAUCUCUUUUUUUUACAUCUAAGCACGAUCUGAGUUCUUUGGCUUCAAAUAAUGAAGAUCAAUCAUAUAACCUAAAAGGUUUCUUAAGUUCAAUUUCCACCAUCAGUAUUCCUAUGGGUGUCCAACUUCAUGAUCUUUAUGAUCACUUUGAGAUCAAACUAAAUGAUUUUGAGGUGAAGAUAUUGAUGCCUUCCUCUCUGCAAGCAAUCUCAGUUCUUGAGAAAUUUUCUGCCACUGUUACCCUGGCAUCCUGCAUCAUUCCAGAUGAAUUGAUAUUAAAACAGUUGGAGGUUUAUUUCAGUGUGUUGUCCCUUCAUGCACACUUUUCUCCGUUGAUAUACGGUUCAGUUAUCGGAUUGAUGGCACAUUUUAAAAUUCUGCAAUCAAAGUCAGAACCUGUAAGCCUGAACUCUCUGGGUUAUCUUAAUAUCAUGUCAAAUGGAACUACAAGCACAAACAAUUUCUGUUUCUCUGUCUCUGCAAAUUUAGAGUCAGUCAACGUCCAUGUUAACCUUGAAAAUGAUGGAGCAAAUAGUUCUGUCCUCAUGCUUUCUCAGCGGGAAUUGGAUAUUAGGUAUGGUCUUACUGAAUUUGAGGAGUGCAUGGUCUCAUUGAAGGCACUCAAUAUCAGCACAUAUUCAUUGGGAGGUGACAGAGAGAGCCAUAAUUUAUGCUCAUCUUAUAAGUUACUUGACACUAGUUCAGGACAUCAUCAUGACCAGCAAUUUGGACUUGGCAAUAAGAUUGAUAAUUGUGGAGACAGCGGGACAUCUGUCGAUGAAUGCUUUCUUUUACAUUAUGAAGCUUAUAGAAGUGUGGACUUAGUUCGUCAUAAAUGUACAGUUUUCUUGAAUGAUGUUGAACUUCACUGCUAUCCAUAUAUAUUUGGUUUGCUGGUUGGGUUUUAUGAUAAAAUAUCUGGCUAUGGUACUUCUUCUGUUGGUGACAACCUUGUUAGCCCAAUCGUGGAUGUUCAAAAUCCUGCACCUGUUUCUAGUUUUGGUUUCCAAAGGUUUGGAUUCUCGAACUACUUUGAAACUGGAUCCUCUGAGUGGGCAAGCAUUCCUUUGAAUAAUUUUCCAUUUGUUACAAUUAAAAAUUCUGGUUCUCUUGGUAUCCUUGAGAGUUCACUUUUUUAUGCAACACCUGAGUGGAGGAAAAAUUUCAAUUUGAGGGAUAGAAAUAUCAAGAGGCCAAAAUUCAGUAUGAAGAAGGGAUCUAGAUCUUAUAAUGCACCAGCAUUGAAGGAAUCCAAUUCAUUUCUGUUGCAUUUGAAUCUCGGUGGAACCAAACUACAUUUUCAUGAUUCCAAAUGCAUUGUUGGGAGUAUUACAAUGCCUAUAACUAAAUUUUCACUUUCCAUUCAUGGAGACUAUUUGGAUGUACUGUGUUCCAGUGAAGGUUUGAUUCUCUCUUCAUCUUGGUGGACCAAAAAUUUUCAUGAGUUUCUAUGGGGCCCCUCAUUACCAAAUCUUUCUCCUAUUCUAAACAUACGCAUGACUAAGGGCAAUGCUGAAUCCAUAGGUUCUCAUUCCAAACUAAGCAUCGGCGUUCAACAUGUAUGCUGCAUUCUACCACCUGAAUAUUUGGCCAUUGUAAUUGGUUACUUCUCAUUGCCUGAUUGGGGUUUAAAUGCAAAUAAGCAGCCUGUUUUUGGAAAGCACAAGCAUAUAAAUAGAGAACCUGAAAGUGACUUUUUAUUUAAGCUUGAGAUAGUGGACUCCACUCUGAUUUUACCUGUCAAAAGCAAUGGCAGCCAAUUUUUAAAUCUUGACAUUCAACAGUUAUACUGUAGUUUCAUGGAUAAGAGCUGUUCUGGAGAAGUGCUGAGGGACAUCCCACCUGAAUGUUUGGUUCAAGCACAUGAAGUUGCAGAUAAAAGUUGCAGUUUAAAUGUCUUUGGACGGGAUUUAUCCCUAUCACUGCUGCUGUUCAAGGAUGAUGCCCAUGAUUUAUUGAUGUUUGGUCAAGAUUCUGCACCUGGAAAUAUCACCUUUAUUGCACCACUUAGUGUUGAUGUAUGGGUAAGAAUACCAUGGGAAAGUGAAACCUUAAAUGGAUUCUCUCCUGCUCCCAUGUGUGUCAUGGUGAGGGUCUGCAACUGUCAACUUAUUGCUGAAGAUGGUUACAUUUUUAGUGGAUUUGAAGCACUGAUAGAUGUCAUAUUCCAGUUCUCCUCAAUUGAUGAGGAAUCUAAAUGUUUCACAUCUGAUGUGCUACAGUUUCUUCACUCAAAGAGGUCUCUAAGGGAAAGCAGGGCAGUUCCAUCAAAAGCCUCAAACAUGAUGUUCACAGAAGCAAGAUGUUUUGUGAAUUCACUGUCUAUAAAAUUUUGUUGCUUGAAAGACCCCUCAAUCUCUUUUGAACCAGUUGCUAAGGCUGAUAUGCAAUUUGUGUUCUCUGCUUCUUUAAGAAAUGAAAUACCUUUAAGGUGGGAUAUUUGUUUCUCUUCUCUAUCAUUAUACUCAUUGCCGAAUUGUCUCAUGUUAGUACAUUGUAUCUCUGCUUCCCCCAACUCCUCAGUUCUUGACAUGCAUUUCUCAAGAUUAGAUCAGGGUGAAAAUGAGCUUGAUUUUGCUCUUGCUUCACUUAAUAUUUGGUUACAUUUGUUCAAGUGGGCUGAGGUCAUUGACCUUUUCAAUUAUUAUGCUGGACAAUUGGCUGAACCUUCAAUGCAGGAUUCAUCUUCAGAUGUUAUAGCUUCAGGUCCACUGGAUCCACUGAUUGAAGACAAAGCUCCAUUAGAUCGAAGAAAAAAUGUUGCAGUUUCUGUUUCCAAAUAUUCUGUUCCAUCUCUGAGCAUGUCGAGUUAUUUUGUAUCACAAACCAUGAAGCAGAAUACUAUUCUAAAUAUGAAGUCUGAUAAUAUUGCCAUAACGUUUCAUAUUCCUGUGUGGGUCAGUGGAGAAUCAUUUAGCAAAAUUCGGGAAUCUGAGAUUCAAGAGGAGAGACCCCUGAGUAGUUUGUCUGCCAUAGUUGAAGGGGAGCAUAGUAAAUUUAUUGAAGUUACAUUGCAGAGCAGAAAUAAUGUACUCAUUAUUAAUGGCAGUGAUAUAAAAGUGAAGUCUUGUUUGGAACAAAUGAGUGGUUCGCUGCAGAUAUGUGAGGACAAGAGUGUCCACUCUUGGCCUUUCUUCCAUUUAUUUCAAGUAAAUGUAGAGGCUGAAAUUUGUAAUAACCCAAUGGAGCCUGUGCAUGUCAAAACGGUGGUUCAAUGUGAUAAUUUGGAUGUAUGGCUUUCACGUCAAGUUUUCCACUUCUGGCAUGGUACAGGGUUCAAAAUUCCUGAAGCAGGUUCUUCUCAGUUCACAUUCAGUCAUGUGUAUUUUGAAGUCCAAUUGAGGAAGCUCUCUCUCCUGCUAACUGAUGAAAGGUGGAGCUGCAACGGACCAUUACUAGAAAUCCUUACAAGGAAUCUAAGGUUGCAGGCCAGCAUAACCGAAGAGAACAUGGAUGGCUCUAUCACUGGGGACCUUCAAGUGAACUACAACAAUAUUCACAAGGUCUUGUGGGAGCCCUUUGUAGAGCCGUGGAUGUUUCAGAUAGACAUGAUCAGAAGCCAUAGAAAAAGUUCAGUGCUGAACAGCUUUAUCACAACAGAUAUCAAUCUCAAAUCAACAGCCCAGCUUAACUUGAAUUUUACAGAAUCCCUUGUUGAGGCUCUUUUCAGGGUAAUAGAGAUGAUUAAGGAUGCUUGGGGUCUGAUUGGAUUGAAUGAUCUUCCUGAAAGCAACAGAUUCCUAAACCGCCAGAUUGGUGAAAAUGAAUGUAUAGGAAGAUAUGUUCCAUACAUACUUCAAAAUUUGACUUCCUUGCCCUUAGUAUUCCAUGUCUACCAAGACCUAGUUAAUGCAGAUGAUUCUGAUGUCCCAGCAAUGAAUGAUGGAAAAUUUGUCCAACCUGGACAUUCCGUUCCAAUUUAUAUCAAUGAAACUCCUGAGGAACAAAUGCUUCGUUUUCGACCAGUUCACUCUUCAGAUCGACUCAACGAGAAGCAAUCACAUGGGGUUGCUCAUCAUUUUAUUACUAUUCAACUCGAUGGAACAUCUGUGCCUUCCAACCCCCUUUCAAUGGAUCUCGUUGGUCUCACCUACUUCGAGGUGGAUUUUUCAAAAGCAUCGCAUAAGACAGAAAUAAAUACAAUUGGGAGUUCUUCAAAAUACAAUAAAAUCAUUGAAGAAAACCAUGAGAGAGAUGCAAAUAGUGGCUUUGUUGUUCCUGUUGUGUUUGAUGUUUCAAUACAGCGAUAUAGCAAAUUGGUACGACUGUACUCAACGGUCAUACUCAUGAAUGCAACCUCAAAGGCCUUGGAACUACGGUUUGAUAUUCCAUUUGGCGUAUCUCCAAAGAUCCUAGAUCCCAUAUAUCCUGGUCAGGAAUUUCCACUACCUUUACAUUUGGCUGAAUCUGGUCGAAUUAGGUGGCGUCCACUUGGAAGCACUUACCUGUGGAGUGAAGCUUAUAAACUCUCAGAUAUUCUUUCACAGGAAAACAGGAUUGCUUUUUUGAGAUCCUUUGUUUGCUAUCCAUCUCAUCCAAGUAAUGAUCCAUUUCGAUGUUGCCUAUCAGUUCAAGAUGUCUGCCUGCCUUCAUUUGGCAGGGCAAAGAAGGGUUCAUAUCUUCAUACCAAAGAUACUGUGAAACGAUCAGUUGAAAGUGGCAGUCAAAUUCUGCACAAUCAGGACAAGUCAAAGAAGCGGUUAAUUCACCAAAUUACGCUAAGCACACCAUUAAUAGUUAACAACUAUCUUCCAGAGGCAGCAUCAUUGACGAUUGAAAGUGGUGGAGUUACUCGUAGUGCAUUGCUUUCAGAGGUGGAAACUUCUUUUUUUCAUAUUGACUCUUCGCAAGACCUGGGAAUGGUGUUUCAUAUGCAUGGAUUCAAGCCUUCAGUGAUGAAAUUCCCACGCACAGAAACGUUCACUGCAAUGGCUAAGUUCAGUGGAACCAAGUUUUCUUUAUCUGAGACCAUGAUUCUUGAUCCUGAUUUAUCUAAUGGUCCUACAUACCUUACUGUGGAAAAGGUGAUGGAUGCAUUUUCUGGUGCUCGGGAACUCUGCAUCUUUGUUCCCUUUUUGUUAUACAAUUGCACUGGUUUCUCACUUAUUGUUUCAGAUUCUGCCAAUGAAAUGAAAGGAAAUGAUUGCACCAUUCCUUCCUGUUAUACUUUGGUUGAACGGGAAGUACAUAUAGGCAGGAAAGAUGGUCUCAGUCUUCUUUCUUCUGACAUGGAUGCAUCUACCACAACCCCAGUUAUUGCCAGUCUGAGAAAUUCUUCCUCAAAAGAGCACAUCAUCUCAACAAGGAAGAACGUUGACACAGAUUCACAGAGAUUUCAGAGCAAACCUAUGAUUUCAUCUGGUUCUUCUACAAUUAUUCAUGAGCAAUCAGACAAACUUGAUUCUGGGAAGGUUAAGGCAUGCAUGUAUUCACCUAACCCCAAUCCCUCUGAAAGUGAGACUAUGGUUAGAGUAAGAAGGUCUGAAUGUUUGGUGGAGAAUACACUAAACUCUUCAUGGUCAAGCCCAUUUUCUCUUGUUCCACCAAGUGGUUCAUGUAGUGUUCUUGUUCCUCAACCAUCUACAAAUGCUGCAUUUAUAUUAUCUGUGACAUCAAGUGCGGUUGAUGGGCCAUUUGCUGGGAGGACUAGAGCCAUCACUUUCCAACCCAGAUAUGUUAUUAGUAAUGCAUGCAGCAAGGAUCUAUGUUAUAAGCAGAAGGGAACUGAUUUUGUUUCUUAUUUGGGUGUUGGACAACAUUCUCACCUUCACUGGACAGAUACAUCAAGGGAUUUGCUGGUUUCCAUUUGUUUUAAUGGACCUGGAUGGCAAUGGUCAGGCAGCUUCUUGCCCGAUCAUCUAGGUGACACUCAAGUGAAAAUGAGGAAUUAUGUUUCAGGUGCAUUAAAUAUGAUAAGGGUCGAAGUACAGAAUGCUGAUAUUUCGAUUAGAGAUGAAAAGAUCAUUGGGAGCCCUCAUGGAAAUUCUGGGACAAACUUGAUUCUCUUGUCUGAUGAUGAUACAGGUUUUAUGCCAUAUAGGAUUGAUAAUUUCUCAAAGGAGAGGCUACGGAUUUACCAGCAAAGAUGUGAAACUUUUGAAACUAUUGUCCACUCUUACACCUCUUGCCCUUAUGCUUGGGAUGAACCUUGCUACCCACACCGUCUAACUGUUGAGGUUCCUGGAGAGCGUGUUGUGGGAUCGUACGCCCUUGAUGAUGUCAAGGAGUAUAUGCCUAUAUGCUUACCUUCAACCUCUGAGAAGCCUGAAAGAACAUUGGUUGUCUCUGUGCAUGCUGAAGGUGCAAUGAAGGUGCUCAGUAUUAUGGACUCAAGUUAUCAUAUAUUGAAAGAUAUGAAGGUUCCAAGUGUACGUCAAUUCAGGGAGAAAAGGAAGCAUGAUCAGGAAUUGGAAGCUGUUCUUGAUUACAAGGAGAAGAUCUCUGUUAAUAUUUCUUUUAUUGGAAUCUCUUUGAUCAGUUCUUACCCUCAGGAAUUGCUUUUUGCAUGUGCCAAGAACACAAGGAUUGACCUGCUUCAGAGUCUGGAUCAUCAAAAGUUCUCCUUCCAAAUCUCAUCCUUGCAAAUCGAUAACCAGUUGCACACUACCCCAUAUCCUGUUGUCCUAUCUUUUGAUCAUGAAUACAGAAGCAACCCAGCAGGCCAGAUAAGAACUAACGAUAAUAGCACAAUGAUACAGAGUGAAAGUGUGAUGCAAGUUGCUUCUGACAGCUCAUUUGAACCUGUAUUCUGCUUAGCUGCAGCAAAGUGGAGGAAUAAAGAUAUCUCAUUGGUUUCAUUUGAGUAUAUAAGCUUAAGAGUCGCUGAUUUUCGUCUUGAGCUGGAGCAAGAAGUGAUAUUAAGCUUGCUUGAAUUUUUUAGAACUGUCUCUUCAAGGUUCCAGAGCAGAGUUAUGCCAUCUAUGGAUUCCACAUGGUACCCCCUUAUCUAUGAUAUGGAAUAUGUAAAGAAAUUCUCUGCAGAUGACAGGUCUUAUGACUGUGGGAAAGAAAAUGGAGGCCAACAUCAAUCAAUUAAAUUUCCCUUGUUAACUGGAAAUCACAAAAGCAAUUCAUCACUACCUUCAAUUGUUCCAAUUGGAGCUCCUUGGCAGCAAAUUUACCUAUUGGCUGGAAAACAGAGGAAGAUAUAUGUUGAAGUGUUUGAUUUGGCCCCCAUCAAGCUGACUUUAAGCUUUUCCAGCACUCCAUGGAUGCUUAGGAACGGGAUUCUUACAUCAGGAGAAUCUCUUAUACAUAGAGGUCUUAUGGCUCUUGCUGACAUCGAGGGAGCUCAAAUUUAUCUCAAACAACUGACCAUCAUGCAUCAUAUGGCUAGUUUGGAAUCCAUUGAGGAGAUCCUCACCAGGCAUUACACUCGACAACUCCUUCAUGAAAUGUACAAGGUAUUUGGAUCUGCUGGCGUCAUAGGAAAUCCUGUGGGAUUCAUAAGAAGUGUGGGCCUUGGCAUCAAAGAUUUCUUAUCAGCUCCUGCAAGGAGUGUUUUGCAGAGCCCUACUGGACUUAUUACAGGCAUGGCACAAGGCACUACAAGUCUUCUUAGUAGCACAGUCUAUGCUAUAAGUGAUGCUGCCACUCAGUUCAGUAAAGCUGCACACAAGGGUAUUGUUGCAUUGACCUUUGAUGACCAGGCUGCUGGUAUAAUGGAAAAGCAACAGAAGAGUGUAGCUUCACAUAGCAAAGGCGUGAUAAAUGAAUUAUUGGAGGGACUCACUGGUCUCCUCCAAUCGCCAAUUAAAGGUGCUGAGAAACAUGGUCUUCCUGGAGUUCUCUCAGGAGUGGCCUUAGGGCUUACAGGACUUGUUGCAAGACCAGCAGCCAGUAUUCUUGAAGUCACUGGAAAAACUGCACAGAGCAUCAGAAAUCGAAGUAGGCUCUAUCAAAUGGGAGCUCGACGCCUUAGGGUUCGUCUUCCACGGCCUCUAAGCAGAGAACUUCCCCUGAUGCCUUACUCAUGGGAAGAAGCAGUUGGAGCAUCAGUACUUGCUGAUGCAGAUGAUGAAUUGAGGCUCAAGGAAGAGGUCUUAAUAAUCUGCAAAGCACUCAAACAAGAUGGUAAAUUCUUCAUCAUCACAGAGAGACUCAUCUUGAUUGUUAGCUGCUCCAGUUUGGUGGGAUUGGGUAAACCAGAGUUUCAAGGUGUCCCUGCUACUCCAGAAUGGGUGAUAGAAGCAGAGAUAGGGUUAGAGAGUGUAAUCCAUGCUGAUACUGAUGAUGCAGUGAUACACAUUGUGGGAAGUAGCUCAGAGACGAUGCUGGGGCAGACCCACCAGCCGCAGAGAAAAAGCACUGGGAUGAGGACAAAGCAGUGGAACAAUCCUCCCACUCCACUGCCAUUUUUCCAAACCAGCUUGGAAUUUGUAUGCAAGGAAGACGCCGAGGAACUGUUACAAAUUUUAUUGUCUGCAAUCGAACAAGGGAAAGAAAGAGGCUGGGGAAGUGGGUAUCUUCUGCACCAGAGCAAUCUUAAGUAGGUUAAAACUGAAACUGCAUUUUCUAUUUAUCACAGUAAUAGCAAGAGUUGGGGACUCAUUAAGCCACAUCCCAAUGAGGGGCAGCUUCAAGAGUAGUGUAGAUAUCCUCACCAUGAUGUACAUCAUGUACAGCAUUAUAUUCAUUCUUAUUUUGUGUAUAGUUGAAAUUUUUUUUUUGGUUUUUUUUUUAAAAAAAAAGAAAAAAAUCUAUUUACCUUUUAAAAUCACAUUUAGGAAACCACCUUUACCAUUUUCAGUAUUCAAUUAUAGUAAUUUGCCUUGGGGCCACCCUCAAGGGUUUUUGUAGUCAUUUUCAUUGUAAAUGAAAAAGAUCCAUUCUGCUCUUGAA
Molecule: messenger RNA, 11451 nt
Organism: Vitis riparia (riverbank grape)
Lineage: Eukaryota; Viridiplantae; Streptophyta; Magnoliopsida; Vitales; Vitaceae
Exons: 47
Coding region: 528-11102 (3524 amino acids)
Biological process (GO): protein targeting to vacuole; protein retention in Golgi apparatus
Cellular component (GO): extrinsic component of membrane
Source: RefSeq, a predicted model, not a curated record